AUGGCACCCUCGUCCUCGCCGAAGCCCUCUCCCGAAACCGCACAAUCACAGCCCUCUACAUACACCCUCGACGACCACAACGCGGUAGACACUCUCAUCAAAGGCGACGCCGGCAACGACGUGGUGGACUGGGUCCUGAUCAGACCGCCCAUGCUGGUCGAGGGCGAGAAGCUGCCGGUCAACGUGUACGAUGACGAGGGCAGCGGCGUGUGCUGGAUGCCCAAGAUCACGAGGCGGAGCGUGGCCGGCUUCAUGGUGGAUGCAGUUGAAAAGAAAGAGUGGAAUCGCAGUGCGCCUGUGGUCACGAACUAA
Messenger RNA from Colletotrichum phormii, 312 nucleotides. RefSeq lists its product as uncharacterized. The coding region runs from base 1 to 312 and encodes 103 amino acids. The transcript has 2 exons. Lineage: Eukaryota; Fungi; Ascomycota; Sordariomycetes; Glomerellales; Glomerellaceae. The record is from RefSeq and is a predicted model, not a curated record.